Molecule: messenger RNA, 1675 nt
Organism: Sycon ciliatum
Lineage: Eukaryota; Metazoa; Porifera; Calcarea; Leucosolenida; Sycettidae
Product: dehydrogenase/reductase SDR family member 4-like
Exons: 6
Coding region: 104-958 (284 amino acids)
Molecular function (GO): carbonyl reductase (NADPH) activity
Source: RefSeq, a predicted model, not a curated record
AGUCUCACAUUUUCCAACUCCCACUUGCUCUGGAGUACUCUGACUGAAGCAUCCAGUCCAGCAGGUGAUCAAGGUGAAAAUAAACUUUGCAAGUGGAGAAAGCAUGUGGCCCGCAGGUCGUCAAAGUUUGAGCUCGCUACGUUCCCUCUGCCGUCAACCAGUUGCAAUGGCUGCCCGCCACGAUUCGACCAGUGCAAUGCCAAGGAGAUUGACGGGGAAAGUUGCCAUCGUCACAGCGUCGACCGAUGGGAUCGGGCUGGCCAUCGCACGUCGCCUUGCCCAAGAAGGUGCCCGCGUGGCCAUCAGCAGUCGGAAGGAGGCCAAUGUGACGCGUACCGUCGACACACUACGCUCGGAGGGACUCGAUGUUCUCGGUGUACCAUGCCAUGUUGGCAAGGAUGAGCAGCGCAAGCAACUUCUUGACACUACACUGUCUACGUGGGGGCAGAUUGAUAUCUUGGUGUCCAACGCUGCCGUCAAUCCGGUAUUCGGUCCAACGUUGGAAGCGUGUGACGGUGCCGCAUGGGACAAGAUCUUUGAUAUCAAUGUAAAGUGUGCGUUCCUGCUCGCCAAGGAGGCCUACCCACACAUGCGUCAACAGAGUACUGGUCGCAUCAUCUUUGUCAGCUCCAUAGCCGCUUUCACACCACUUCCGGGUCUUGGUCCAUACUCAGUGAGCAAGACAGCAUUGCUGGGACUGGCAAAGGUGUUGGCUCGUGAGCUGGGUGACGAUAACAUCACUGUCAACUGCUUGGCUCCUGGUAUUGUCGACACACGCUUUAGCUCAGCGCUAACAAAGAGUGAUGCCGGUUCCAAGAUCACGGAGCAGACGUCGCUGGGACGCGUGGCCGUUCCAGAGGACAUGGCCGGUACGGUGGCAUUCCUGGCAUCGGAUGACGCACGCUACAUCACUGGCGAGACGAUUGUCAACGCCGGCGGUAUGACGUCACAUCUCUGAGACGACAACUACCACUAUCACACACAGUACCAGGAACAGCGGCAGUGGUUGUGGUGGCUAUCUCCGCACCACCCUGGUGCCAGUACGAUCUGUACUGCACUCGACAGUGGUGAUGUGUGGGUGUGUGGGUGAGUGUGUGUGUGGGUGGGUGUCCGCACCACCGCUGUACCAACACGACCUGCACUCCACUUGACACAGUGGUGAUGAGAACUGGAUGUGCUACUACUGAGUACUGUACCAGUGCAGCUGUCAUCAUCAACUGCGCUUUGCCCAUGUGCUGUGCUGUGGCUAGCUGGCAUGUAAGCUACAGCUCAGCCAUCGCAUACGCAGAGUUACCCUGGUCACCAUGAUAUCAAACAAGUGAUCUAUGGUGAUAUGUAGCCACGCAGGAGACAUGGAUAACACCUGAUCAAGUGUGGCCAUGCUCAACUCUCUUUUGUUCGUUUGUUUCGUCCAUGUUGUUUUAAAACCUCACUCUGGUUGACUACAAAGUACUAACUGUGAAAUAUCUCAUUAGUUCUCGCUUCCUGUUUGCCGCGCCGGAAGUUUCGUCAUGCUCCUAAGUCCUAUUAAAUUUUACACACUACCCAGAGUCCUCCCCUCCUCAUAGCAGUUUGACGUUUCCUUAUAUUAUAACACUUUUUUUCUUUCUUUUUUAUUAAUUUGCACUUCAUGUCGUCUAUAUGUUGGAGUCAGCGGAAGUUUUCCUCACUAUAA